Tribolium madens (black flour beetle) is the source of this 3704-nucleotide messenger RNA. Its product is annotated as cilia- and flagella-associated protein 70-like. The transcript is spliced from 19 exons. Lineage: Eukaryota; Metazoa; Arthropoda; Insecta; Coleoptera; Tenebrionidae. Gene Ontology annotation, molecular function: protein binding. Gene Ontology annotation, biological process: cilium movement; cilium assembly. Bases 149 to 3631 code for a protein of 1160 amino acids. Gene Ontology annotation, cellular component: extracellular exosome; motile cilium. The record is from RefSeq and is a predicted model, not a curated record.
CAAACUAAGCCUUAAACUUUCGUCUCCUUUAAUCGAUAGUUUUCGAGUUAGGAAUUUUUAAAAUGUAAAAUCACAGGUAAAAUUAACAAUUAUUACAGCGAUUUGUCAAAUGUAGUUGUCAAUAAUAUGCCAAAUUAACAAUUUGAAGAUGGUUAAAGCCUCAGCUAAAGCGUCUACAAAGACGUCCACUAAAACAAAAAAGCAAAAAAGUACGGCUAGUCUUCCGGAAGGACAGCACGGAUCGCUGAAAUCAAAAAUAAGCGUUUUGACCGAAGAAGACUUAACGAAUUCGGCUGAAAUUACAAUUGAUAUACAAAGUUACCAAAAUAUUCCACCGAGUUAUCCUUCUUCUUAUUUAUUGACCAAAUGUCAAUAUAUGGGAAAAUGUAUUGGGGAAAGUACAAAAUUGUUACUGACUGAUGAUUCGAUACUAAUGAGUGAUCACAAAUUUAUAAUUCGCUGUAACAUUGAUUCCCCCAAUGGUUUAGAUAAAUUAGUUACCAACCCGGUGAUCCUCCAAGUUUUUCAAUUACCGAACACGAAUUCGCGUUUAUUAGAGAGCGAACACAAAUUGGACAUUGAAAAAGUCAUUUUAGACGAAAGUUUAUCAUCAAUUGAAAGUGCAAUCAGUUUAUAUGAAGCACUGACGGGAGAUGUGGUAGAAAAAGUUGACAUUAUUGCUUCACCGAGUCGCAAAAAAAAUAAAGGCAAGUCGAAGAAGAAAAGCAAAGACAAAUUAAGCAAGUCAAGUAAAGGAAGUAGGCAAAGUAAAGAGAAAGUUAAAAAGAAAUCAAGUAAAGACAGUAAGAAAUCUAAAAGUUCGUCGAAAGCAUCAUCGAGAAAAGAACAUAGCAAAGAAAAACUUCCAAAAGCAAAAGACGACAGUCUUAAAAGCGAAACGGAAACAGGAGCUUGCGUUAUAGAUUUACUGCCUCUCAUUUAUGGUAACUCCACUUUUACGGAAUUUUUGCCGCUAAUCGUCCCUCACACGUUUUGUGAUGACCGGAUGGCCAGGUAUUCACACAAACCCGGAAUCUCUGUAAUGGUUUCAAUCGAUAAACCUGUAGAAUUUUCUUGCACACCCGUUUUAGCAAAUAUAACAUUAGAAUCGAUUUACAACAUUCCCACACUCAUGAAUAACGAAAUGGAAUAUCAAGUUUGUGUUGUGAUGCCUUCUGUAAACCUGCCUCAGAAACCAGUGUUAUUUAAAAAUGGAACUUAUACAGAAGUGGCACUACAAAAGGAGUACAAACAGUGGUCGGAAAUUCCAAAAGAUAAUUAUUUUAAUAAAACAGCAUACAAAGUGGAAAGUGAUAGCAGCAGUGUUAAAAACUAUGUCGACAAUGUUAAGAAUAUAGAGGAAGCAACCAAUGAGAAGAAACCAAUGAUAGAGUUCAACUGUAUCAAAAGAAAUAUUUUCUUAAAAGAAGGUUUUUUCUUGUUGUAUGAUCACAUUCGAAAGCAUCGUAGAAUUGUAAUUGAGUUUUAUGUCUUUAAAAAACAAACUGAAACCAAAAAAGAGACAAAACCGAAAGUCAAAAAUAAGACGGGAACUUCUUCGUCAACAAUUGACGAAGUUAAAAAAGAAAAACCAACAAGUUAUCUUCACUUAAUGGCCGUUGUUGAUCUUUCGUCGCUUAUUUUUCCUGGAGUUACCAAGCUCCGUUUAGCAACACCCUUGACCACAUUUCAUCACAAAGAAGCCCUCCUUUAUGGUGGUUUAAAAGACUCAUAUUUUUUUCCUUCUCCAAAACUUGAACCAGCAGUAUUACAUAAAAACGAAUCUAAAUUGAAAGCUCCCAAAAAAGAUAAAAAGUCAAAGAGCGACAAAUCUAGCGCUAAAUCUAAAGGAAGUAAGAAAACAAAAGAAAGUAAAAAAUCUAAAGGGAGUAAAAAAUCAAAAGAGAAAAAGGACAAGAAACAUCCGAAAGAAGAAUUAAAUUUAAACGAUGUGUUACCAUCGGAACCCCCUCAUGAAGCACCCCCCGAACCUAGUAAAAAGGUGUACAAUGAGAAGGGCCAACCAACUUUUAUUGUAUUAGAAAUUGAAUUGACACAACCCCUAGUGGAAAAGACAUCAGUUAGUGAUUUACACGGCAGCUUGAAGGAGUUAGUGCAUGUAAAACCAGAAGUCUCAAAAAUAAUGCUUAACAAUCAACUGGACAAAACAUUAUACAAAAAAAUAGUAAAAGAAGUCAUAUUGAAAAUAAAUGAAACGUAUUCUACCUACAUCGAAAAGAAAAAUCAGUGUCAUUGUUCAAACCAAGCGGACUUUUUGACUUACAUAAAACGUUCCGGGUUGUAUCAAAACUUGAUUUUUACUAUAGGACAUGUCGCUUGUUUGAUUGCCCAAUUUAAACUAAACAAAAUCGAAAAAGUGCAGUCAAUUCAUGAGUAUCAUAAUUUUUUAGAACAAAUAUUUAUUUGGUUGAUGAAUGAAGUGAAUCAUGUUUUAAAUGAAAUGACGAUUAUAGGCAGACAUGUUAAGGAUUUUCCCGAGAGUUCGCUAAAGGAUCUUUUGUUUUAUGCUAAAGAAGCUGAAGAAAUUCGCAAUUCGGCUUUGGCGGAACAUUAUUACUUAAAGAGACUGCAGUACAGUCCAAAAAAUCCUGAUCCAUGGUUUGAAUUUGCUAUUUAUAAAGUCGCGAAAGGGCAUUACGAAAGUGCUCUGAUGUGUUUACAAGAGGCUUUAAGUAGGAAACUGUAUCAUCGAAACAGUUUGUUAUUAACUGGUGUGCUCCUAGCAGAAACCAAACGUUUCAAAGAAGCCGAAAUGUGUUUAUUGACUUUAAUGGUUCAAGAAUCCCGAUGGACUGAAGGCUGGGCUGUCCUCUAUUUAUUCUACAAAGAAAUCGAUAAUUCGGGGGGAAUGGAUUUAUCAAAAGAAAUGGUGUUAAAGUAUAUGGAGGAUCCUCGAUCUCCGAUUGACGAUUUUAUGAAAAACGGGGACUUAGUUUGGACAUCGGAAAUAUGUCCUAAUACUUUAUAUUUUAAAGCGAGCGUUAUUCUUUUGAAAAUGAGAGUAUAUUCAUGGGUGGAGAAUGCAUUAGCGUGUGAGCUGAAAGAGCCUGGUGUUGUUCAUUAUCUAUUGGCUGUAAUUUGUUAUUACAAGAGAAAUUAUCAACACGCACUUGAACAUUUAGAACGAGCACGUUUUUUUCAUGGUUCUGACUGUGCUGUUUUAAGUUUGACAGGGCAUUGCUACUUUGCCAUCGGCAAACAACAAGAAGCAUACGAGGAGUAUUCACACAUUUUAGAAUCGUUUCAAAGACCCGAUGAUAUUCAUCUAGUUUAUUUAAACUGUGCUAAGGUUGCCCCCAAUGCCCAGGAAGCAAAAAAAUUAUUACUCACAGCUUGUAAACAUAGACCCACACCAUACACAUGGAUGGCUUGUGGAAUUGCAUAUUUGAAAUUGAAAGAUUUUAUGAGUGCCGAGGAGUGCUUUUCAGAAUCAGUUUUCUUAGACAAUUCUAGAGCUGAUGCUUGGGGGUAUUUAACAUUAGCUAAUUUGAAAAUGCGAAGGCUCAAUGAGGCUGAAACUUGUUACGCAUUAGCGCUAAAGAAUGAUUUAAAAGAUCAAUAUUUGCUAGACGAAAUCAAAAAUGGGUUUGAACAACUAAAAUCAAAAUAAGUUGUCUUUAUUAAUUUGUUUUGCAUCAAAUACAUGUACAAAUUCUAAGUAUAAAUAAAACACAAAACAUUAU